CACAUUCAAACAUGUCCCCCGCUGAGGAGCGGCGUUUGCCAGUUCGCUGACUGAGUCCUAAUGCCGCUGAUGUGUCGGUCGAGUGUGCAAAGAGAAGCUUACAAACACAUAAAUGGCAAGGACAGCAUUUGCCGCAUUUUAAUCGCCACCGAUUCCGACCAACAACGCGAAAUUUCGCCGGCCGAAGCGAUUUUAUGCCACAAGCUAGCAGCAAAGAUCAAGCUAUUGCCUUUCCAAUCUAGCUAGUGGACAGGUUAGCCGGGUAGCUGAUGCUAGGUAGCAGGGCUAUAAUUAGUGACCCGUGUGUCAUCGGCAGGAAAUUCGUGAGGCGAUCAGUAUUGACAGCCCAACCCGAGAGGUUUUUCUGUUUCCUAUGAGCUCACAACGCUAGUUGUUUAUACCAAAAUGUCUACGAGUUCAUUGGAUAAAGAAUUACAGGAGCGACUGAGAGAGGCGUCUGCCAUUGGGGACAUCGACGAAGUGCGGACACUGGUGGAGAGCGGUGUAAAUGUCAACUCACAGAACGAGAUUAAUGGAUGGACAUGCCUACACUGGGCGUGUAAGAGGAACCAUAAGCACAUAGUGUCCUACUUGCUCAGUUGUGGAGCUGACAAAGAAAUCCUCACGGCUAAGGAUGAGCUGGCUUCACAACUCACAUCCAAACCAGAGAUCAAACGCCUGUUAGGAGUUGAGGUGGAGGAAGUGCCUGAAGUCAAAGAGCCCCAAUUGCCAAUCAUUCCCAACUACCUGUCUAACCCACCCUUCAUCUACUCCAAGAUCAACAACAAGUCUGAGGUCAUCUUAGCACAGCAAGUUACACAGAAUGGUUCCGGAGAACAUGUGGAGGACAUACAGAGUGAUUCAGGCUCUGCUUCUCCAACCCAUGAGCCUCAGAUAUCACAGAGCCUAGUCUCUGACUGUCCCACACUUCCCUCAAACACUGCUCCUCUCAGCCAAGCCCCGACUGGGGACUUCAUUCCUGUGACUGAGCAAAACGGCAUGUCACCCACUUCAGCCUCGCCCCACAACCAUGCUGUUGUUAACUGCACAGUGCCCAUGGACCUAUCAGUUGAACCACACCUCGUCAACCAUGCUGACUACCCACAUACAGUGGCACACAAUGGCACCAUUUGCUCACCUCCACUGGCCUCACCCAGCUUGGCCAGCAACAGUGGGAACCAGGUCCCAGCUCCAGUGCCCAACACUAAUCCAACCAUGAGCAGGCAGCAGUCGAUUCCACAGCAACUGAGCUACAGCCAGGCCAGUGGGACCAUGCCAGCUUUCCAGCCUUUCUUCUUCACCAGCACCUUCCCUGUCAAUGUGCAAGAGUUGGUGCUCAAGGUGCGUAUCCAGAACCCAAAUGCACGGGAGAACGACUUCAUUGAGAUAGAGCUGGACCGCCAGGAGCUCACCUACCGCUCCCUUCUGAGGGUCUGUUGCCGUGAGUUGGAUAUCAGUGCUGAACAUGUGGAGAAGAUCCGCAAGCUGCCAAACACAAUGUUAAGAAAGGACAAAGACGUGGCUCGGCUGCAGGACUUUCAGGAGCUCGAGGUUGUGUUGGAGAAAGCAGAAGGCCUUUCUCUUUUCUCUGGGACCGGGGGCUUAACAGACAGACCCUGCUACAACAUGAAGGCCUCCCGCCUCACCUACUAGAGCUAGCAUCAAGCUUGAGGUCUCUCUGUGUUACAUGGGCUUCAGUAGCCACCCUCCAGCAACCAUUAACUAGUUGCCUGCCCAAAUCCCUUGUUACAGCUUUGUUUGGAUUUGGUGUUUUGCCAAUUUUCUCAUUGGGGUUUCUUUUUUCCCCCACGUUCUGUAGCUAUUGUACUGUCCUCCUCUGGCCCUCCUGCUGCUUAGUGUACCCAACCAGUUGUAAGCGAUUACUGAUGCAUGGUAUACUCUGUUUUGUGAGAAAGUAUUUGGGUCCCUCACCCCUCUCAUUGUCUGUUUUCUCGCCUCCUGCUGCACUUUGUGCCAAGGCUGUAGUAAGACAAAUAGAGGGGGACAUUUUCCUGCUUUUUUCAUGGACUGGACUUGAACGGGAUUCUGCAAUAGCCUUAUAUGGACACAUCCCUACACCGGAUGUGAACUUUGGUCACAGUGGAAAAAAAAGGUCUGUUGAGACUGGGAGCAGAGGGUGACGGGAAGUUUUUGCAUAACUCUCACUGAUAAGAUCACCUCACCCUUAGUCCAGAGAACAGGACGAGUUGCAGCACAGUCCACGUGCACACAGACACCUGGAUUUCGAACAGAUUGACGCAUUUUCCGUUAUCAGAUAUUCUAGCUGGCGUACACACAUUCAUACUUGCUUUAGGCAUAAACCUUAGGGUCUUUCAGAGAGCACCUGUUGCUGGCCUCGUAGUCAUGGUGAGCUCACAGCAGGCAAGAUUUGAAUAACUUUGGACUAAUUAUAAUUUAUUUGCUAAGAACAAAUGCGGAAUACUUUAUUCUCUAUCCAUGCAUGAAUGGAUACAUUUGAGUUGGAGUACAGAUUGUCCUUUAUAUUUAAGUAAUUCAGUCAUACACUGUGGAAAAGGAAAAAUCAUCUUGUUUUCUCUUUAAAUACUAAUAAUGCAGUAUCACUUCUGCUCUGUAGGGCGUGUUACUCCAUUCAGUUAGCUUCACAUUUUAACUGUCAACUAACUGUGAAAUCUUGUCUUUUUCGGUUUUUGAGUCAUGUUGAUUCUUCGUAAGAGAAACACAUUCGAGUCAAAAGGUCCCAGCAAAGUUUGUGCAUGAGGCUCACGUUUAAUUUAUCAUAUAAAUUAAGACCUCAGUUGACUAUUCUCUGUUGCUGUCUAUUUGUGUAACUGUAAUUAGAAUCAAAACCAAAAACUAAUCUAGCCAGCAUAGAUAAUGAUUGCAGGAAAAAAAAAAAGACGAAGCUGUCACUGCUUGAGUGGAGCCUUGUUCAAUUUAUUUUUUUCCCCCACAUUUUAAGAGGAAAGAAACAUAUUACAGCGCAUGAUCUUGUUUUAAUGAUUGAGUGCUUCCUUGUUCCUCCGACACUAAUCCAAAUG
Messenger RNA from Solea solea (common sole), 3020 nucleotides. RefSeq names its product ankyrin repeat domain 40 (gene ankrd40). Gene Ontology annotation, molecular function: protein binding. Lineage: Eukaryota; Metazoa; Chordata; Actinopteri; Pleuronectiformes; Soleidae. The transcript is spliced from 5 exons. The coding region runs from base 406 to 1653 and encodes 415 amino acids. The record is from RefSeq and is a predicted model, not a curated record.